Colletotrichum fioriniae is the source of this 666-nucleotide messenger RNA. RefSeq lists its product as uncharacterized. Lineage: Eukaryota; Fungi; Ascomycota; Sordariomycetes; Glomerellales; Glomerellaceae. The record is from RefSeq and is a predicted model, not a curated record.
AUGCGUCACGCAUCCAGCACAGCUACGGCGCUCGUCCUGAUUGACAUUCAAGAGGGCUUCAAGCAUCCCACCCACUGGGGCUCAUCACGCAGCACACCGGAAUUCGAAUCCAACGUCGAGACACUUCUCGCGACUGCACGCAAACACAAUGAUGCCCUCAAGUCAGCACCGGCCUCCCAAGAGCAAAAGCACCCAGUACUCGUGCUCCAUGUCCACCAUCACUCCCUAUCCCCUACUUCCGCCCUCCACCCAACACACUAUCUCGAAGGAUCAUCAACCCCGUCCGUCGCGCCUCUCCCCUUCGCAGCGCCGCUCACCUCGGGUUCGGAACCCGUCUUCACGAAGAACUUCAACAGCGCCUUCAUCGGCACCGAGCUCGAGGCGACAAUAAGGGCCGCGGGGAUCCGGCAGCUUAUAGUGGUCGGCCUUACGACUGAUCACUGUGUGAGCACUACAGUGCGGAUGGCGGCUAACCUUCAGGUUCUAGGCGAGGAUGGAGGGGUAGAUGGCAAUGGUGUACUAUUGGUUCGGGAUGCGGUUGCGACGUAUGAGAAGGGUGGGUUUGAUGCCGAGACUGUGCAUGCUGUGAAUUUGGCUAGUUUGGAUGGGGAGUUUGCGGAGGUUGUUGGGACGGAGGAGGUUUUGGCGGGUGUGUUGAGUUUGUGA